CAGCCUCACUUUUUUGCUCCUUCACGGUUUCACAUCUAUAAUAGCCUUAUAUAUAACAUACAAAAUCUAACAUGGACUCUUGAAGAAAGGCAGAGUUAUUGCCAUUGCCUCUGCCUCUUGCAACACCAAACUGAUACACACUUAAUAAUAUUAUAGUAAAAAUUAGCCACCAAAGUACACUAACCCCUUUUUUCAUACAACUCAAUAGCUGGAUUGGAGCAAGGUGAAAGUAAAAUCAUUUGCAACCAAUGCCGUUGAACAUAUUUCAGGACAAAGAUGGAUUGCCACGGAUUAUAUUGACUGAGCCAAAGGGUUCAUCAGCUGAGGAUUUUGAGAAAGUUUUUCAUAUUCUGGACUUCAUUAAUAAUCUAUGGCCAUCUGAAGCAGUGAGUGCUAACAUCUUAUUAGAUCUUCUGAGUACAGAAUCUAUGCUUAGGCAGGUUCUUCUUUAUGGAGGGCAGAUUAUUUCUUGGAAGAAUCAUCGAAAGGAAGAACUUCUUUUUAUGAGCAGUAAGGCUAACAAGAAACAGCAUAAAGCAAUCAGAGGAGGAAUAUCAGCUUGCCUAGCACGGUUUGGUGAUCUCAGUUCACUUGAACAACAUGGAUUUGCAAGAAACAGGAUGUGGUCAUUGGAUAGGGACCCUUCACCUCUUCCUCCCUUAGACAAUCAGUCAUCUGUGGAUCUAAUAUUGAAGUCAACAGAAGUUGACUUAAAGACACCCUGUAGUUUUGAGUUCCGGCUUCGCAUCUCUCUCAAUGCUGGCAAGCUAAUUUUGAUUCCACGAGUCAGAAACACUGCUAACAAAGCGUUUUCUUUUUCCUUUACACUAUGCAACUAUUUAUCUGUAUCAGAUAUCAGUGAAGUGCGUAUUGAGGGAUUGGAGACACUGGAUUACUUUGACAAUCUGUUGAACAGAUCAAGGUUCACAGAGCAGGCAGAUGCACUCACUUUUGAUGGAGAGAUGGACAGAGUGUACUUGCAUAGCCCAACUAAAAUUGCCAUCAUAGACCAUGAGAAAAAAAGAACUUUUGUACUCCAGAAGAAAGGAAUGCCAGAUGCAGUGGUAUGGAAUCCCUGGGGUAAGAAGGCCAAGGCUAUCCCUGAUUUGGGAGAUGAUGAUUACAAGAUCAUGAUGUGUGUGAAUUCUGCAGCUAUCGAUACCCCUAUUCUCUUGAAGCCCUCUGAAGAGUGGAUGGGAUAUCAGGAACUCUCUACGGUUUCAUCAAGCUAUUGCAGUGGACAAUUGGAUCCUCGCAAGGUUCUUUAUGGCUUUCAUUGACCUAGUUGAUGCAGUCAAUGGAGAUUUAUGUGGUCUUUAGUAUACAUGCACUUGCUUGUCUACUUAGUAGGCUUACAUUACCCUAAAGACAGAAAUUAGCUGUGCAUGAAUGUGAUGCUGAUCAUAAUUCAUAACAUAACAAAGGCCUCAGCAAUAUAUAUGGACAUCUAUUUUUGCAACUUAACAAUAAUUGCUUGGUGUCAUGCCAAUUCUUACAAUAUUAUCCAUCAGGUUGAGAGUCAAGUUGCUUCGUUAUUUUUGCAAUGUGUCUGUGAAGUUCCAAUGAUAUUCUUCUACAUAGAAACAAGAUUUUGUUAUGAACAUAUCUUUAUUGAGCAAUGGCUCAGAGUGCAGUAUUUGAGCUAGCUAGUAUUUUAUCUACUUAAAAUCUUGAAAGUUGGAACAAUUCUUGUAAUGAUCAGAAGAGCUUAAGCACAGAAAGACGCCAAUUUUUUGUUUGAAAUCCUUUUCAAGACAAUCUUCCCCUAGAUACAUGUGGCUGUAGGCCAUUACUAUGCACAGAAGUUCACGAUCAAACUUCUUGACUUCCUUGGCCAUCACUGAAUUUCAAGGAACAUGGAACUUUUUCAUUUUUUGGAUCUUCAUUUUUCGUUUGGAGAAUCUAUAAAUUUUUAGGCCCUAUGAUCAAGAACAUGUUAUUGUAUUGUAUUGUAUUACUUCAUCUCCUUGUAUACACUGAUAAAAUCUACUUGUUAUAUUAUGGCCCGGGGAUUAUAGACGCAACGAGGGAUUGGUUACUGGUUCCAAUUGUGUUUUGAAUUACUGGAGCUUAAGUUUUAUUUUGUUAAAUUUG
This is a messenger RNA of Glycine soja, 2094 nucleotides long. Its product is annotated as putative glucose-6-phosphate 1-epimerase. Gene Ontology annotation, biological process: carbohydrate metabolic process. Gene Ontology annotation, molecular function: isomerase activity; carbohydrate binding. The record is from RefSeq and is a predicted model, not a curated record. NCBI's taxonomy places the organism in Eukaryota, Viridiplantae, Streptophyta, Magnoliopsida, Fabales, Fabaceae. Bases 249 to 1280 code for a protein of 343 amino acids. The transcript has 10 exons.